Messenger RNA from Diatraea saccharalis (sugarcane borer), 417 nucleotides. NCBI's taxonomy places the organism in Eukaryota, Metazoa, Arthropoda, Insecta, Lepidoptera, Crambidae. The record is from the annotation of a GenBank genome assembly.
AUGUUAUGUGCAAAGUGUAACAAUGCCGUCACGGAUUUUGCGUCGUGUAGCCUGUGUGAGGGUAAUUUUCACUAUGGAUGUGCUGGCGUUACGGAGUCCGGUUACAGAAGAAUGGGACUUGAAAAGAAAGCUGCAUGGCGUUGUAUGUCUUGUCGCACCAAGUCUACUGAAACAGGAGGAUCUGCGAUAGCUGAAGUAUUGAAAGAAAUACGAAAUCUUCGCGUGGAUUUCAAUGCAAUGAAAAUGGACUUUGGAAACGUUCAAGCGGACAUUCGUAGUACAAAGACAUCUAUGCAAGAACUUAACACUAAAUGGAAUAAAAUGGAGAGCCGGUUUUCUGGUAUUGAGGAUAGAUUACUAACUGCUGAAACUAAAUUAUCGAGUUUGACAAGUAUUCAAAAGGAGUAUUGGAAUUGA